AUGGGUAGUAAGAAAGGAUUGAGACAAGAUGUCCCUACUAGAUGGAACUCAAUUUAUAUCAUGCUUGAGAGUGCACUUUUCUAUCGUCGUGCUUUUAUUAAUUUAGGAUUGAUUGAUUCCAAUUUUAGUAGUUGUCCUUCUCCUCAAGAGUGGAUUAAAUUCCAUUUUGUAGAGUGGGCUUAUACCAAUCUUCAUGGUAAGGAUUUUGAAGAGUUCAAGUAUGUUAGAGACACAUUGACAUCUCUUUUUUAUAUGUACUUGGAAAGUUUAUCUCAUCUUGUUACUUCGAAUUAUGGAAUGAAUGAGAUAGCUAGUCAUACGGAAGAUGGAGACACCAUUUUUGAGGAUUUUGAUAAUAGUUACAAAAAUGGUCCAAGUACAACUAUGGAGGAAGAGAGUGCUACUGUGGAAAGCCUUAUUGAAGAUCUCUUUGAACUUACUUGUCAAGAUACUAGAUCAGGACAAAGCUCCAAUAGUAUUUCUCUUGAAGAUUGA
Prunus armeniaca (apricot) is the source of this 495-nucleotide messenger RNA. The record is from the annotation of a GenBank genome assembly. NCBI's taxonomy places the organism in Eukaryota, Viridiplantae, Streptophyta, Magnoliopsida, Rosales, Rosaceae.